UUGGCACCCGAUCAUCUACGCGGAACAAAAUAGCUUCGACUUGGUACCACUCUCUGCACCUACCACCGCCGGUCGCAUUCACUCCUUCGCGCCAAUUGUGUUGCUCGCCAGAAGCUGGUGAACCGGGUCACGUCAUACACAGUUGCGCCGCCAUGGCCGAGACCACCACCCCCUCGGCGCCCUCCCGCGCUGUGUCGCGCCCAGUCAGUGAGGCGCUUCUGAACGAAAAGUGGGAUCGCUGCCUCUCCAACCUGAUUAUCAAGUCCUCCCUCGGCCUCGGAUUCGGUGUCGUCUUCUCCGUUCUACUGUUCAAGAGGAGGGCGUGGCCAGCCUUUGUGGGCGUCGGGUUUGGCGCAGGGCGUGCGUACGAGGAGUGCAACUACAGCCUGAAGCAGGCGGCGCGGGAUAUCAAGAGGCAGGCCUAAGCUUGAUCGAGUGGGGCGAAGGAGAACCUUGACAAGGUGACGGUCGAAGAAAAGACACAAGUGAACAAACUUCCGUCCGCUGAUAAGGGCAGAAGGAGAGGGAGAGUGCGAGGCGGGGGGCAAGCAGUUGGCUGUACAAACUCUGUUUCACGAAUCGACUUAGAGGCAUAAAAA
Chaetomium strumarium is the source of this 599-nucleotide messenger RNA. RefSeq lists its product as uncharacterized. Gene Ontology annotation, cellular component: mitochondrial inner membrane; MICOS complex; mitochondrion. The transcript has 3 exons. Bases 153 to 425 code for a protein of 90 amino acids. Lineage: Eukaryota; Fungi; Ascomycota; Sordariomycetes; Sordariales; Chaetomiaceae. The record is from RefSeq and is a predicted model, not a curated record.